AAUCAGAAGCGUGACUGGGCUUUGGCGCGAGCCGGGAACGCUGGGGCAGUGCGGAUUUGGCGCGAUAAGAGGCUGCCGUAGUUGCUGCUGCUUCUGCUGCUGCCGCUGCUGCUGGUCAGUGUGAGUGAGCGUGGGGUGCAGGAGCCUGCACUGAGGUGCCACCGCCCCAGGAGUGGAAAGGAGUGGAUUGCACACUGAGGCCUGGGACAGAGAGUAUUGCAGGCUUCCCUGUUCUUUUUUGUAUCCAGCUGUGGUUAUUAUGCCUCAGACCCGAUCCCAGGCACAAGCCAUCAUCAGUUUUCCAAAAAAGAAGCCAUCUAGGACAUUGAAUAAAACAAAAACUCCUAAUGACAAGAAACUAGAACUUAAAAAUGUCCAGGCUAUACCCUCUUCUCCUUGUCUAAGCACAAAGAUUCUGCCUCUCAGCCCCAGAAAACGUUUGGGUGAUGACAACCUAUGCAACACUCCUCACUUAUCUCCCUGUUCUCCACCAAAGCAAAGCAAGAAAGAAAACGGUCCCCCUCAUUCACAUACCCGGAAGGGACGCAGAUUGGUAUUUGACAAUCAGCUGACAGUUAAGUCUCCCAGCAAAAAAGAACAAGACAGAGUUCACCAAAACAAAAUACUUUCCUCGGUUCAAAAAGAUCAAGAGAUCACAACAGAUUCUGAACAGAAAUGUUCAUCGGAGAAGGAAUUUGCCUGUAUGAGACUGUUCAAGCAAGAAGGCACUUGCUACCAGCAGGCAAAGCUUGUCCUGAAUACAGCUGUCCCGGAUCGGCUGCCUGCCAGAGAAAAAGAGAUGGAUGUUAUCAGGAGUUUCCUGAGGGAACACAUCUGUGGGAAAAAAGCUGGAAGUCUUUACCUUUCUGGUGCGCCUGGAACUGGGAAAACUGCCUGCUUAAGCCGAAUUCUACAAGACUUCCAGAAGGAAAUGAAAGACUUUAAAACUAUCAUGCUGAAUUGCAUGUCUUUGAGGAGUGCCCAGGCUGUGUUCCCGGCCAUUGCUCAGGAGAUUUGUCAGGAAGAAAUACCUAGGCCAGCUGGGAAGGAUGUGAUGAAGAAAGUGGAAAAACAUAUGACUGCCAAGAAGGGCCCCAUGAUUGUGUUGGUGCUAGACGAGAUGGAUCAGUUGGACAGCAAAGGGCAGGAUGUAUUAUACACACUGUUUGAAUGGCCGUGGCUAAGCAAUUCUCGCUUGGUGCUGAUUGGUAUUGCUAACACCCUGGAUCUCACAGACAGAAUUCUGCCGAGACUUCAGGCUAGAGAAAACUGUAAGCCACAGCUCUUGAACUUCCCACCUUAUACCAGGAGUCAGAUAGCUAUGAUCUUACAGGAUCGACUUAAUCAGGUGUCUAGAGACCAGGUUCUGGACAAUGCUGCGAUUCAGUUCUGUGCCCGCAAAGUCUCAGCUGUCUCUGGAGACGUUCGCAAAGCACUGGAUGUUUGCAGGCGAGCUAUUGAAAUUGUGGAGUCAGAUGUCAAAAGCCAGACAAUCCUCAAACCACUGUCUGAAUGUAAAUCAUCCUCUGCGUCUCUGGUUCCCAAGCGUGUUGGUCUUGUUCACAUAUCCCAAGUCAUUUCCGAAGUUGAUGGUAACAGGAUGACUUUGAGCCAAGAAAGAACACAAGAUUCCCUCCCUCUUCAGCAGAAGAUCUUGGUUUGCUCCUUGCUGCUGGUGACCAGGCAGUUGAAAGUAAAAGAGGUCACUCUGGGAAAGUUAUAUGAAGCCUACAGUAGCAUCUGUCGCAAACAGCAGAUGGCAGCUGUGGACCAGUCGGAGUGUUUGUCCCUUUCAGGGCUCUUGGAGUCCAGAGGCAUUUUAGGGUUAAAGAAGAACAAGGAGGUCCGCCUCACAAAGGUGUCUCUGAAGAUUCAAGAAAAGGAGAUAGAGCAUGCUCUGAAGGACAAAGCUUUGAUUGGAAAUAUCCUAGCUACUGGGCUGCCUUAAAUGCUUCCUACACCUCACUGGGACGUGUUCGGUGGGCAUUUGGCACACUAGGGAAUCUUCAUUUUAGUGCUUUAUACUCAGGUCCUUUGAAAACAAGACCUUUUUUACUUAAAACUGAUGAAUUUUAAUGUAUAGAUUCAUGAGUAUUAACACAGGGUAAUAUUUUGGGGUCUUUUGUUUUUACCCACAAAAAUACCCAAGUAGCUGGGUUGCACAUGCCUAUAAUCCCAGCACUUAGAGGUGGAGACAGGAGGAUCGGGAGUUCAAGGUCCUUCUUGGCUACAUAGUUAGUUUGAGGCCUUGAGGCCUACCUGGACUACAUGAGACUCUAUCUUUUAAAAACAAUGACCAGUGAAUCCUUUUUAAAUUAUGUUCAGUACCUUUCCCACACAUGCUUACAAGUAUAUGCUGAUUUAUGUUGCAGAAUAUGUAUAUAUUUACUUUUAAGUAUAAACAGUAUAUUUAAGGACUUUGAAGUUAAGGUUAAGAAGAAUGAAAAGAAAUGAUCCAGAAAAGUAGACACACCUCCAUGGAAAUUUGAAGGUUAAAGAAUUUCGUUUUGGCUGGGCGUGGUGGCGCACACCUGUAGUCCCAGUACUUGGGAGGCAGAGGCAGGCGGAUCUCUGUGAGUUCAAGACCAGCCUGGCCUACAUAGUGAGUUUCAGGACAGCAGGGGUCACAGGGAGACCCUGUCUCAAAAUGACAAAAGAAAAAUUUCAUUUUGACAUUUGAUGCAUCCACACCGUCGAUACCACACUGGACAUUUUAAAAGAUUCGCUGAGUUUCUUGAGUAUUCCCAAUGUGGGGGAGAGUGUACCUACAGAUUGUGAAUAUAUUUAUUUUCCAAGUUUCUUUUUUUUUUUUUUAAGGACUCAUUUAUUUGUGUGUGGACGUAUAUGUUCCAUGGCAUGCAUGUGGAGGUCAGGACAGCUUGGCAGGAGUUAUUUCUCAACUUCUACCAUGUGAGUCUUGGAGAUUGAACUCAGGUCCUUGGGCUUGGAAGUACUUUCACCCUGUGAGCCUUUGCACAGGCCCACAUGUCUUUUUAAGUUACAUUUCAUAAGAACUUAAGCUUUCAGAAAUUAGUAUGAAAAUUCCUUCCUAUAGUGUCCCACAGUCUUAGAUGCAUUCACGAGGCCGAUAUUUCAAUAUGUGUCCAUUCAGGUUGAUUUUCAUCUGAAAAGAUAUUUUUCUAGUCUUAUUAAAUAAAUUCAUCCGUAUGGUUACUGGA
Nannospalax galili (Upper Galilee mountains blind mole rat) is the source of this 3179-nucleotide messenger RNA. RefSeq names its product cell division cycle 6 (gene Cdc6). Bases 260 to 1948 code for a protein of 562 amino acids. The transcript has 12 exons. Gene Ontology annotation, cellular component: nucleus. Gene Ontology annotation, molecular function: DNA replication origin binding; ATP hydrolysis activity. NCBI's taxonomy places the organism in Eukaryota, Metazoa, Chordata, Mammalia, Rodentia, Spalacidae. Gene Ontology annotation, biological process: mitotic DNA replication checkpoint signaling; DNA replication initiation; cell division. The record is from RefSeq and is a predicted model, not a curated record.